Molecule: messenger RNA, 1146 nt
Organism: Suillus discolor
Lineage: Eukaryota; Fungi; Basidiomycota; Agaricomycetes; Boletales; Suillaceae
Exons: 1
Coding region: 1-723 (240 amino acids)
Source: RefSeq, a predicted model, not a curated record
AUGAGGGCUCGUUCAGACCGGUUUUCCAUAUCACUCAGCUACCAUGGAGACUACCGAGCUUCAUUUAACGACCUUCCUGCCGAGAUCGUCGCCAUCAUCAUACAAUAUGCUGCAAAACCCACUUUUACUCAAGACGAGGAAUAUGAGCUGAUGAAUCUGUACUCGACCGCUCGUGAACUUUGUCUCGUCUUCCGCGCUUCUAGGCACGUUGCACUGCCUAUAAUGUUGCACACGGUAUUACUGGAUUUUCGUAACAUGCCAGCUUUCUUGCGUGCUCUACAUAUGCAGAACGAAUACGCUCACACAUAUCCUGCUCUCCGUUUCGAGUACACGCCUUACAUACGCAACAUCUGGUUUGGAGAGCGUUGGGGUGGGCGUCCCUCAGACGCUCACGUGUACAGCCGCUUUACCUCUGAGCCUGUGUCAGACCUUGAGCUCAUCGCUCCAAUACUCCUGGGCGCAUCGUCACUAGCGAUCGAGUUCUCGUGUCUAGACCUCCUGGCAUUCUGUGUAGAGCUCGCAUGGAGCCGUAUGGACGACAACAUAGACCGUGGAUGUUUGCCACUUCCGUGGAACAUAAAAACAUUAACGUUAUCGAGGAUCAUCUGUGAUUCAUGGGACAUGGCAAGGCUUGCCUCAGGAUCAGCCUUCCUGGCAUCCAUCACCCACCUUAUCGCCAUCCCUCCCGAUGAGGAUGACUUCACACGUCCUUUGUCGGUCUAGCCGCGGUGUUGGAUCUCAAAGUCUCUGUGGAUGGAGUACGUUCCGUGGGAUUCUUUCGGGAGACUCGAAAGAGCCUCUUUGGUUUUCCCCCAAGUCAAGCUUCCGUUCAAUAUAUACGAAUCUAGUAUGGGACUGAAAUUACACGCGGAACUGUUGACGCUCCCUGGUUCCAUGCUCAGGGGCCGCCGCGUACCCGCCGAGAUACAAGGGUCCAAAGAUGCUGAAGAGGAUUAUUUUUUGUUGAAAGAUGUUGAUGCCGAGGUGUCCGAUCAUCCGGUGCACUUUUGUACUACAACGACUUGUCUAUCUUGUCUUCAUCCAGAUUGGCAGAAAGUGUGGGCAUCCGGGUUGCAAGCUGAAGGGAGAUGGGUGUUAUGAUGCGAUUAAUAUUGGGUAUACGUAGAUGUUCGUAGCUGGCUUCCU